UGAGCUAUGAGGGCAAUUGAGGAAGGCUGUGAAAUGAUUAUUCCAGGGAUCUACAGUGUUGGUCUUCAUGUAACAAGCCUUUAUUGAGUGUCGGGUCAGGUCCUAGGGAAGCACUGGAUCCCGUCCUUGGCUGGGGUCCUGUGGAGAUGUCAGUCAUGUGAACAGAAAAGGGUCCUCAGUGCGUGAGUGCCCUGAUAGUUACCUCUACUCAAUGAAUAAAUACCCAAGGAGGAGGUCGGUUCCUCCUGGGGGAGGCGGGACUAAAGAUCAGAUUUAAAUAGGGUCUGUAGGUGGAAGGGGGCAAGAGGGUCUUCCAAGAGGAGGGGACUGCAUAUGCGAAGGUAAGAGGCUUAAACCGAGUGGGUACUGCUAGAUUUCGGCGCUGUGGAGGAGCCUCGGGGUGGUGAGGCUGGAAAUGGUUCAGGGGGCAGACAGAUCAGGCUAGGUUAGGGGGUGUGGACUGGGUCCCAUUGAUGCCUGAAGAGUCUUAAGGCAGUGGCGCGAUUAUAUUUGUUUUUUCGGUCGGCCUAUAGCAGCAAUAAUUAGAGUUGAUGGCGGUUGAAUAAGGUAGUGAGAAAAGUGAGUAGGGGGCUUGUAUCUCGGAUUUAUGAAGUCAAAGCUGCGCCUGGCCUGGGGGAGUGAAGGUGGGACAGUGUGAACGCAUCUGCAGACUGAGAAAGUUUAGUUGAAGACUGUUCUUUUAAGGCAGUUGGUGAAGAGAGAAGGCAAGGGAGGGUGGGAUGUGAUGUAGAAAUGAUGGGGGAUUUGUCUUUCUCUGAUGCCUUUUUUGUUCAAAAUGGGACAGAUUUGAGCUGGGGGGGAAGAUAAAACUGGUAUUAUAAUUUUACGUCUUGAUAAGGUCAAAUGUAUCAGUUUUUUUUUCAUUAUGCCAUGAACUUGGAUCUUAUUGAAGGAGAUUUAUUUUUACUCCUGCAAUCUAAUUUUUUUUACUACUUCUAAUUAGUAACAGAAAAUAUCUCAAAUGCAUCAAGCAAAGUAGAAAAAGAAAAAAAAACUUUGUGCUCAUCAUCUAGAUUGAGCAAAUGUUAAAGUUCAUUUGCUUCAGAUUUUCUGAACAACUAAAACCUCAUAAAUACUUCAAACCUUUUUGCACCCUCCCUGUUACUUUUUCCUUCCUCUCACACAGAGGUAACUUCUGAAAUUGCCAUGUAUCCUUUCAUGUUUUUAUUUACUUACUAGAUAUGAAUGUAGCCAUAAAUGAUACAUAAGAUUGUGUUGUGUGUUCAUUACCUUUGCCUCUAUUUCUUUUAGAUUGUUUGUUUUCGUAUUUAUUUUUAGUAUAUAGUCUAGAUACAAAUCCAUUUUGGCUUGUUCAAAAAUCUUGAAUCGAAUUUGAUUGGACCUAGUGUUUCUUUGAUGGGUAUAUUUUUGAGUGUGGAUCCAGUUCACUUAAUGUUUAGUGGUUUGGUAUAUUUGGUUUUCUGUUGUUUUGUCAAUUUUAGUAAUUUGUAUUUUUCUGAAAAGUUUUCCAAUUUAAUUUCAACUUUAUGGAAUUAAAUUAUUUAUAAUAGUCUCAUAAUUAAGGAAAAGAACUCCAGUAUAUCUGUAAUUGUCUCCUUUUUCAUGUCCAAAAAUUCGUUUUGUUUUCUCUUGUUUUCUUGAUCAGUCCUGCCUGGUUAGUCUAUUUUAUUAGUUUAAAAUACAAAACAAUUAUUAGUUGUAACAAAUCCUUUCCAAUAAUUGAAUUUAGUUUUUUCUUUUUCAUUUUUUUAUUUGGCCACAUUUUCAGAAUUAAAGAGAAGUCAUAAUAGUACAAAGAAUUCCUAAAUACCUUUCAUCUAAAUUCCCCUCGAUAUUACCACAUUUGUAUAGGGGAUUCCAGGAAUUGGAGGGAUUUCAGGGCGAAAAAGAUGUAACCAUGAGGUGGCAGGGGCACAUGCAAACAUUAUUUACACAUGCAUACUGGGGAGGGGGGCCCUUGCAGCAUGAGACCACCCGGAGGCUGGGGCCAGGGGCCACUUCCUAGAAAGAAGGAGCACAAGGCAACCUGGAGGUAUCUUUGGGUCAGAGCAGCGUGGGGCCUUUGUAGCCUCAUGGUUUACUUUAUCUUUAGCUACCAGAACCUGGGUGCAGUUUCACAGGGUAGGUAAAGCAGGCAGCUUCUAAAUGACUAAAGAUUUGCUCCUGUUUGGACUCUGUUUAAAACAUUUACAUGUGUUGACAUUUGAGUUUGGGGCUGCUGGUCUUUUGAGCUAGUGGUCUCAGCCGGCUGUGAAGAAAGAAACAACCCAGGGGCCACUCUACAGAGGCCGUCUUUGGCUUAUUUAUGUAACAAUUUGCUUUUAUUCUGCUUUUCCUCCCUGUCCUAUACAUAUGUGUAUGUGUGUGUGUGUAAGUACUUCAGUGUGCAUUUCCCAAAACCAAGGGCAUUCCCUCACACAACCACAGAAUAAUGAUCAAAAUCAGGAAAUUAACUGAUGAAAUAACCAUUGUCUAAGCCAUGGAUCUUACUCAGAUUUUACUAGCUGUCUCAAAAAUACCUUUUCUUUCUAGCUAAAGGAAUCUCAGAUCACAGAUUGCAUCCCCCCUCCACGUCUUUUUAAUCUUCUUUACUCUGGAACAGUGUCCUAAUCUUUCAUUGGUUUUAAUAACAUUAACAUUUUUGAAGAAUACAAGCCAGUUAUAGAAUGUUCCUCAGUUUAGAUUUGUCUGAUGUUUCAUCAUGAUUAGAUGAUUAGAUUCAGGUAAUAAUUUGUGGCAGGAUUUUUUUUUAACCUGCUCAAUUACUUCUUUUAUUUCUUUUAAAAUUUCUGCUCAUAUUUCUUUCUUUUACAUCUUUUGAGUUUAUUUUUUUUUCUGUGCUAGACUCUUGCACUGAAUGUCAUUAAUUUCCACUUUUAAUGUAAUGCUGAUGUUAGGGCUGUAAAUAUUCCUUUCAGUAUGUGUGUGUAAAUAUCCACCAAUUUUGAUAUGUUGUAUUUUUGCAGCUCUUACAAAUUUUUUCAUUCUUUUUAUUUUCUAAUUUUAUUACUUUUGGGUUUAGAGAGUGGCCAUCUAUGUAAUAGUAAUUUUUAAAAGAUUUGUUGAGGUUUAUUUCUCAGCUUAUUUGUCAAUUUUUAUAACUAUUUCAAAUACACUUAAAAAUGUAUUUUCUUUUAACUAUUGCGUUCAUUCUGUGUGAUCCAACAGUCAGGCUUUUAAAUUGAUAUUCACAUCAUCUAUUCUUACUAUUUUUUGUCUCGUAGAUCUUCGUUUCAAAAAAUGUAUACUAAAACCUCUUUACUGUGAUUGAAGAUUGUCAGUUUCUCCUCGUUGCGUUGCGUCAGUGUUGAUGUGCAUUCGAGCUGCAUAUGCAUCAUGUACAUCUGCUGGAGCACAGGGACCUAAGAUCGAGGCGGCUUCUGGUCGUAGCUUUGACUCUGUCCAGCGAGUUGUUCUUUCUUGCUUUUUGUAUGUCUCCUAAUUUUUUAAAUGAAUACCGGACAUCGUGUGUGGGAGACUUCGGUUGGGCUGUUACUGUGUGUGGGGCUAGGAGCGCAGGAGGCUGGUUGCCACGAGACUGGUCAGGAGGGGCGCAGGGCUGGCAUUUGUUGUUGCUAUGGUUACCGUGGGCCUCCGCCGGCUUCGCGUUUCCGUGGCGUUGCUCUGCGCUGAGAGCGGGCUGAUUGCUGCUCCCCGCUCCGAGCCCCCACCCCACCCUCUCCUCCUGCUGGGGCUCUCCUGCUGGCUCCUCGGUGCGGACUGGCCUGGUGGAGGAGGGGCAGGGUCCUCUUUCUGUCUCAGUCUUAAGGGCGCUGGGGCCUUGUCGGGGAUGCUGUCCGUCCCCCGGAGGUGGCAGGCUCUAAAAGUCCGAGCCCGGGACCUGUGUCUGCCCCUCUGACACGGAGAAAGGACUUUUUCACUUUUUCCUGCCCUAUGCAGGUCUUAACCUGUGCUCUGGGAGCAGCAAGGUUCUGCUGCCCUUCCUCCAGCAACCUAGAGCUUUGGUUGCUCAGGAGAGAAAUUUCUGGAAGGAUGGGGUAGCCCCUCCCCUCCUCUAGACUUUCACUGCGCAGGGAGUGUCUUUUUGUGUGGUCUCCCCGCCCGCCCCGUCUGUGUUAGUGCUCUAUAUUUGUGUAACAAAUCACUACAAAUUGGGGGAUUUAAAGCAGCUCACAGUUAGGGGGCCAGACGUCCCGGUAGGCAUGGCUCUCUGUUUGGGUCUCCAAGUCCAAAAUCAAGGCGCUGGACAGUUGGGCCUCUUCUCCGGGGCGCUGGGAGAGAGAAUGCUCCAGGCGCGGUGAGGGUCAGGGGAAGCCGGUUUCUGGCCAUUUUAGGGCAGCAAAUGCCCUCCCGCAGCAUCUCCUCUUCCCCACGUCGGUUUCCAGAGACGCGGGCUCCUUCUCGUGUUCCUGCCCUUCCUGGCUCCCCCGCUGCCCCCAGUCGAUUCCGGCUCAGAGGGAAACCGUCCUGCCAAUGUUCUCAUGUGAGUCUCACCAUGUCGUCUAUUUAUUUUCAGGUUUUCUUAGUGUCUUUGCAAAGGCUUAGCAUCGGACUGUCGCUCAGGCGGCUCGGUCCUGUCUGCAUAUUCAAGCUUGUUUCUGCCCCCAGAGAGUCUCGGAGGCCGGAGCUCAGCCUCCAGCUGACGGUGUCUGCUUUUCCCAGAACAGCAGGGAAGGACCAUGUGCCAGGGGUCAUUUUCAUUCAAAGACGUGGCUGUGGGCUUCACCCGUAAGGAAUGGCAGCAGCUGAAUGACUCACAGAAGACCCUGUACCGGGAAGUGAUGCUGGAGAACUACAGCCACCUGGUGUCCGUGGGGUGUCAAGUAACCAAACCAGCUGUGAUCUCCAGGCUGGAGCGGGGGCAGGAACCAUGGAUGAAGGAGGAAGAGAUGCUCCGAUGGAGCUCUCCAGAAGUUCUGCAAGUUGAUGCCCAACGUGACAGACAGCAGGAACACCAAGGCAAACUCUUGAAGCAAGCUGCACUCCCAGACAAGAAAAAACUGACCCCCAGAGAGCACAGUGAAGGCAAUACGGUUGAGGAAAACACCUGUCCAGACACAAAUGUCCUUCCUUCAAAUCAGCGGGUCCCUAAGUGUGAGUCGUGUGGCUCGACCUUACCGCGAAACGUGGACAUUACUCCUAACGCGUACCUUGCAAGAAGGAGAUUUGAGUAUGAUGGCCAGGGGAACUUAUUUCUCUAUUCUAAGCUGGAAACCCCACAUUCUGAAGGGCAGCCCCGUGAAUGUAACCAGUGCAGAAAAGCUUUAAGCAGGGACCAAGCCCUUGAUGCCAAUCAGGGAACCAACAGCAAACCCCACAAAUGUACCAAAUGUGGGAGAGGCUUUUCCCACAAAUCAGAACUCAUCGCCCAUCAGAGAGUCCACAGAGAUGAGAAACCCGAUGGAUGCAACGAACAAGGGAACAGCCUCAGGGAGGGGAGGGUCUCCCUCAACAGAGGGCGGGGAGGCCACACAGAAGAGAAACCCGGGGGCGCCAGCAAAGGCGGUAAGAAGCUCCCCCAGAGGACAAGCCUCUCCCUACCCGAGGCAGUUCUGGCUGGAGAGAAGCCCUACAAGUGCUCAGAAUGUGAGAAAAUCUUCUCCCACAAGUCGCGGCUCAUCGAACAUCACCGAUCUCACACGGGAGAGAAGCCUUACGGCUGCAAGGAGUGCGGGAAGGCCUUCUCGCGGAAGUCCUGCCUCAUCAUCCACCACAGGAUCCACACGGGAGAGAAGCCCUACGGCUGCAGCGAGUGCGGGAAGGCCUUCUUCCAGAAGUCCCACCUCAUCCUGCAUCGGAGGACGCACACCGGAGAGAAGCCCUACGCGUGCAGCGAGUGCGGGAAGGCCUUCUCGCAGAACUCCUGCCUCAUCAUCCACCGGCGGACCCACCUGGGCAAGAAGCCCUACGAGUGCUCCGACUGCGGCAAAACCUUCUCGCAGAAGGCCAACCUCAUCCGACACCACAGGAUCCACAGCAGGGAGAAACUGUACGGAUAAAGUGCGGGAGGGAGGAGGUUUUCACCGGCAAGUCCCAGCCCCUCUCGGGAUGAAAACCUGUGGAUUCUGUGGACACGGAAAAAUCCUUCAGCAGGAAGUCCAACGCCCCUGCCAUACCAAGGCGAAAUCCAGCCCAUCUGGAGAAUUAGGAAAAGCCUGUUCUCUUAAAACUAAGGGCAGAAGGGUACUGAUGCCCUGGGGUGAUCUAUUUUUAUAGGAGAGACUUAUUUAUGAAGAGUAUCUGUGUCUGUAUUACCUGUGGAUUUGGAACGCAGGAGUAAGUGAGUAAUUUAAACCAUUAAGACAACAGAUCUAAUAAGCAACAGAACAAUCCCACAGGCCUGUAGGGGUUACGUUCCUAAGGAUGCUACAGAAGAAUAAUUUUAUCUUGCUUAUUUUUGAGCUGCAUUUGCAGUUGAACAUAAUUGGGACCUUGUAGACACAGACACCCAAAUAUACAGAGUGAACACUAUCAAGAGUUUCCACACUAAAUGACACCCUUUUGUCUUUGUAAGAUGUAUUAUAACUGGAACAAUAUGAGUUUACUGCCCAACCAGAGGUCCAUACCCCAAACCACAGACGUUUCGGUUUUUUGUUUGCUGGCGAGUAUUACAGAGCCGCCCUUCCCCCCACCCCCGAUCUGGAAACCAGCAGUUUCAUGACAUAAUUCUGAUAUCUCUCAAUCAACUAGUUUAUAAGUUAUAUUUUAUGUUAAAUGCGUAAGGUUGGGACUCCUUUCCCUGGCAAUAGGGUGGACCAUCUAAAGUGAAAAAUGAGAGGAGGGUAUAGGUCAGUGGUAGAGCAUGUGCUUAGCAUGCCUGAGGUCCUGGGUUCAAUCCCCAGUACCUCCAUUAAAAAAUAAUAAUGAAGUUCAAAAUGUUCCACUGUAAACAACAAGUAAUGAUGGACAGUAACAGAUCACAUUCUUUUACAUGCAUAAUUCAGCCUGCAAGAACAUAAGUGAGGUUUCCAGGUACCAGCUGGACAGAGAGGACUGAGAAAUUUGUGAGCUGAUGCUGGACUGCCCUGUGGGUUUAAUUUUGUUUACCCAGAAGCUUGGGUGUUCAAGACCACAGGCAGAAGGUUGGCACUGAUAUAACUCACGCUUUCAGAAGUUUCAAAAGCCCGUACCUAUAGGGAAAGGGUGGACCAGAGAACACUCUAAUCAUUUGCACAGGAAGCUUGUCUGUCUCUCCCGGGCUCUGGUAGGGAGUUUACCCUCAUGAUUCAUAAGCCGUGACCUGCACCUCGUAUGAGUUAGAAUUUUGAAUUUGCCCUGUUCAUGUCCUGGUGGGAAAACUGCACAAUUAACAUAGAAAUUUAUCCUGGUCUUUGAAACAACUUCCAGAACCAAACAAAAUAUUCUUGAAGGAAGAUACCCUCAACCCAUGUUUCUCAAGAUUCUGAUGUGCACAAACCCAAGAUGAGCUCAUAAUUCAGAGUUACAAACUGCAAGGGAAGUCGACAGACAUUUCCAUAACAUAAGAAUCUCAAGUAUUUUCGGUAAGAGAAAAAUCUGAAAUUCUAUAAAAAUGACUGUCUUUAAAAAGUGAUUAAAAGCAAAAACUUGAAACCACAUGAAAGCAAAGACACCAAGAAGGAGAACUGAACUGGUUUAUCUGGAAAAAGAACUACAUAGGGUGUCUGGGGGUGAAAGGUACAGUCACUGAAACUACAAACUCAACAUUAUUCAACAUGUCAAAUAGCAGGUCCUACUCAGCUGAAGAAAAUGUGAACAGGAAGGCAGAGCUCAGCAAAUUCACAGAAUUCGGUGUAUAGAGAGAUGGAAAAUGUGAAAGAACCGGUGAGAGACGUGAAAAAGGGGGGAGCAAAACAGGAGCUCCUGAAAGACAAGAGGGAAAAACAUGGAAGAAAAGUAAACGCUCAGAGACGUCCUGGCCCAGACGCGGCAAAGCCGUGCAUUAGCAGAUGGAGGCAGUGCGACAGCGUCUGCCUGAAGAACCAGACACCAACCCACCUCCAGGUGGGCCGGAUGUCUCUCUGUCGAGAGUUCAGCUAAGCCGUUAGUGGUAUUACUGCCUUGUCAUCAGUCGUGUUUGGUCAGGCGGCUGCAGGGGCCUUAACUGACAUGAGCCCCGCAGCCGCUCAGCCACCAGCAGAUGUAAGUCCCCAGUGUGACUUCCCCGCAGCCCUUGUGGCCAGCAGCCUCCUGCCUCCCAGUGCCUGCAAUGCCUUAUGUGCCCCUUAGCCAGGACCCCCGUGAGCUUACCCAAACCCCGCUCUUUGGGUCUGAAUCGACCGAUCUGGUCCUAACCUAGGAACCCCAAAGCACCCCCAACGUGGACUCUAGUAAAGGCACGUGUGCCAAGUCCAGUCUCUGCACUCUGCCUCGACCUCCCCUGUGGCCCCCCCCAGGGUGCUGUGUACUUGGUCCAGGCCCCGUGAGUCAGAAACUCAUCUAUUUCUCUGUGGUCUCUCGUGGAACCCACUCACUGUUCUGCACCCUGUGUUCCGUUUAACAAGUGUUCAUUUAAUAAAGUCAUGGCAGUUGGGAA
This is a messenger RNA of Vicugna pacos (alpaca), 8458 nucleotides long. The record is from RefSeq and is a predicted model, not a curated record. Lineage: Eukaryota; Metazoa; Chordata; Mammalia; Artiodactyla; Camelidae.